UAUUGUUUAUAUCUCUUCUUUCAGAUGUUUUCGACUUCUUCCUAUUAUACAUGCCACACGCUCAUGAAACUAUUACGGUGUCCAUUGUGCUGUAUUUGCUAAUAUCUAUGUUUGUUUGUAUUACUGAUUCUUCUUUGAGGGUGCUUUACCUUGCUUUUUUUUUUUUAAAAAAAAAGACUAGUGUGUGUGUGUUUGUGUAUGUCAAAAUUGAUGAGACCUGACUGGGAGUUGUUAUUGAGACUGAACACCAAUGAUUCGAAGCUAAAGAAGCGAGAAAGGAAUGAAAAGAAAAGAGUAUAAGUUCAAUAAACGC
Rhizopus microsporus ATCC 52813 is the source of this 313-nucleotide messenger RNA. RefSeq lists its product as uncharacterized. NCBI's taxonomy places the organism in Eukaryota, Fungi, Mucoromycota, Mucoromycetes, Mucorales, Rhizopodaceae. The record is from RefSeq and is a predicted model, not a curated record. The coding region runs from base 51 to 221 and encodes 56 amino acids. The transcript has a single exon.